GGCGUGGCCAUACCAGGAAGUGCUCAGCUUGCAGGUGAAUGGGGAGUUUGGAGGGCCAUGGCUAUGUCUCCCAGUGACCUGUAUAUGACAGCACCCAGGUAAUGGAUACAGGCUGGGGGCCUCACACUCACACUCACACAGGGCCUCACUCACUCACUGGCAGACCCUUUAUUUCCCCAAUCAGACAGCUGGCCAUGAUCUGCCUCUCUCACUGGGCAGCAUAUACUGACAGAUAUUUGGAGAAACUUUUUUGGGAAUCAUUUUUUUGGGAAUAAAGCUGUUUAUUGGGUGUGUGGAAGGUGUUCAGAAUAUAAUAACUAUAUAAUAAACACAUAUACUAUAUAUCUUGGAAGCCAUCAGUUGUUUUAGUGCACUGUAUGUUAUUAUUUACUAGCAAUUUCAUUUAUUGUCCAUAAGUAAAAUCUGCCUUCACUUGGGAUACUUAUAUGGGAUUAUAGAUUCUACGGCCCAAAUAGCCGUAUUAGGUAGAAAAGAAAUCAGCCAUUGAAAGUCCUUGUGUUUUUUGUUUUUUUUUUAAAUUUAGGCUUUUUUUGCCCCAAAAUGUGAAUUAAAAAAAAAAAAAACAAAUACCCAAAUAUUAAAGGUACGCUUCUACAUCUAAAUCACUUAAUCAAAAGCGUGACUCCAGUGCUCAAAAACCAAGCAAAUUAAAAAUCACUGUUUGGUAAAUAUAUCCCCUUCUUGCCCCCUCAUUUGGCUGUUAAUAGGAAAAUCAUUCCUAUGACUUCCUGGCAGUUUUACUCAAAAGGCAGCAAUUGCCCAGUUCACCUGCCUUGUAAAUAUUUCACAUUGAGCUGCAUUGCGAAGCCUGCGAUUGGACAGCCACAGAAAGUCUGGGGUGGGUUAGAAAGGGAGAGUUUGCAAAGCCUGCAGACAAAAUAUCUGCAUCUUUUGCAAGAUUUAUUUUUAAAAAACUACGCUCAAUGAGAAAAAUGCAUAACUUAAAUGCUUACUUGUUUUGUUUGUGGUAUAUCUACUAAAUAGUGUUUUUUUUAUUUAUUGUUUUACGCUAACAGAAAAUGUCACUUCACUUUUGAAUCUUUCUCACUCCUUAUGGGUCUUGGUCUGAAGAUGUUCAGGUUAAAGGAAUACCAUGAGCACCAUAACCACUAAAGCUUGCUAUUGUCUUGCCAGGAGUGCCCUGGUUGACAACUUACCUGGUGUCCACCAGGCCGUGCUCCACACCUCCCCUAAUUCUAUCGCAGAGAUGGACAAUCCUAGCAGGAUUUCCAAUGGCUACCCUGGGCCAAAUCCUUGGCUCAGAAUGAUUAGAUGGAGGUGGGGAAUUACACCUGCGGACCCAAGGUAAGAAGUGAAAUCCUUCAAAAACAAUCUCAUUCUUUACGAGGGUGGGGGGAGCAGUAGCAGUGCACUCCUGGUAUAACACUACAGAGAACUGUAGUGGUUAUGGUGCUUGGAGUGUUCAUUUAAUAACUGUGUGAGGUCUGCCUGACAUAUAAACUAUAUUCACGAAGCAUAAAGCAUUGUUUAGUAGACCAAAUUGGGCGGGGGCACACUCAGUGACAGCAUAUUUUGUACUACGGUGCACCAAAGUAGGGAGAGGAGAGGAGAGUUCCCAGCAAUCCAAAUUAACACAGAAAAUGUCUGCCCAAGUUUACUGUGUUGGGUCUAGAAUUUAAUGGGACACUAAUGUCACUAAAACAGAAUUAGCUUAAUGAAGCUGUUUUGGUGUAUAGAUCAUGCCUAUAAAGCUAAAUUCUUUGUCAUUUAGGAAUAGAUCACUUUUGUUUCUAUUAAUGCAGCCCUAGCCACACCUACUCUGCCUGUGACUGACAGUCUGUCUCCUGCUCUGGAAAUUGAACUUUAAUUACAGACAGGAGGAUCCUGUAGGGUCUAGCAAGCUAUAACAGAGCUGGAGAUAAGAAAUUCUUCAUUAAACAGGAAGUCUAAGUAAGUCACAUGUAGGGAGGUGUACCAGGGGAGCAUAAACAAAGUGAUUUAACUCCUAAAUGGCAGAGGAUUGAGCAGUGAGACUGCAUAGGCAAAAUCUAUACACCAAACCUGCUUCAUUAACCUAAAGUCGUUCUGGUGACUAUAGUGUCCCUUUAAUGGUCUAAUUCAGGGAUAGGCAACAUUUAGCAUGCAAGAUGUUGUGGACUAAAACUCCCUUGAUGCUUUGCCAACAUAAUGGCUGUAAGAGCAUUAUGGGGGAUAUAGUCCAAAACAUCUGGAGUGCCAAUGGUUGUCUACCCCUAAUUGUUAUUUACAUCUACAGUGAAUUAAAAGGUAUGUAGGUGUAUAAUACAUUUUAACCUGUUUUUACCUUUUUAGCCUGGAAUGGUUUAGUAGAAUGCAGAGUGCAUUUAAUUGAUGAUGCCCCUGAUGGACACUCCAGGUUAUAUAGUGACGAUUAACUUCCCUUAAUAUUCUACCAUACUAAAGGACUGGCCUAGGCAUUACAGAUGUUUGGUAACAGAGCAUUAUAGUUAAUCAGUUCACAAAUUUCUAUAAUUUCCAACUUUGUGUUAAGGGUCAUAGAAUAUUAUAUUCUUAUUUAUGAAAGUGCCUGCAAGUUCCGUAGAGCUGUACAGUAGGUGAACUAACAGACCAGUAUGUGCAACAAGAGGAUAUUGAGGGCUCUGCACAAACGAGUGUCAUCGCUAAAUCCCCAGCUUGUUCCACAUGUUACAUUAAAAAUGGUGCCCGACAGGUGGAUCCCCAGAUGUUGUAGAACCACAACUCCCAUGAUGCCUGUCAUGCCUUUAGAAUGACAAGGCAUCAUGAAAGUUGUAGUUUUUAAAACAUUUGGGGAUCCACCUUUUGGGAAACCCUGCAUUGGAGUUAUAAUUUCUACAUAUUUCCCAAGUAAUUGUUUAUUUUGCUUUAACAGAGUAACUCAAGAGAGUCUUUUCGUUCAUUACAAAGAAUGGUUGAUUGCAGCCUAUCAGUCCGGAGUGUGUGCCCCGUGCGGUGAUCUGAGGGUUCUAAAUGCCGUGAGGGAAUACCUGCUGGUAGAUCCAGGUUUGCACAUCAGCUUGCAAAAUGAUGCCUUCAAGCUGAUUGUCGGUGGACUCAUGAUGAGGGACAACAUGCACUCUGCAUUGGAUCAUCUUGUAGUCGCUUUCCAGUUCUUUGAACAAGCUGCUCUUCAUCUUUAUUAUUAUCCAUGGAGGAAGGAGUUGUUUACAAUACAUGUAAGUACAUCUAAUGUAUUUUUGGGGCUCCAGACAAUGGCUUGUCUUUGUAUCUGUUAAUGGGUCACAUAAUUGUUCAGGUGUGAAUUGUGGGAAAUGUUUAUGUAUUUAAAAAAAAAAAAAAAAAAAUAGCAAUCCUGGUCCAGUGUGGCAUUGUUUUUAGUUUGGCCAUUUCGGCUUAAAUUUGAAAUUAAUUUUGAGUUCCACACAGCCACUUGAGGUGCUCCCUUCUCCAUACACUCUGUCUGGGAACCGAAUGCAGCUGGUAGUAGCAAUUAGUUGGUGGAUCGUGACGUUUGGCCCACAUGCUUGGCUCCAAUCUGUUGCUUCUCCAAGAGAAGCAAUGUAUUGGAGGAGAUCAGAGAUGUCAGAAGCCAUGCUAACACUAUUGAAGGGCGGGCAGGUGCAAGAGUUCCUGCAGUGGAAACAGGGUAAGUAAUCUUUAUUAAAAUUUUCUGUAAAUGCAAAGGAAGGUGGACAGAAGGGAAUCUCUAGUAAAGACAAAAAGGGAAUUGGUGGGCACACCUGAAACAUGCCUUUCUCUGCAAUGGUGCUGCUGUAGAGACCAAAAUUUGUACAAAAUACAGAUCAAGGAAGAGCACACAAACAUAUACAAUUUUACAUGGCUACUUAACAUCGCCUAUUAAUUACCGAUAUUUGGGUACUGUGACGUAGUAGUGAACUUAACACGAUAUGGUGGUAUUGAAUAUUUGUUUGCCUAAUAUAGUCCUGUUCUGUAGAACCGUACAGAAAUUCUCUUAAAGAUAAACAUAAGAUUCUGUUGAUGCAGCUCAUAUAAACAUGCCUUUUGUCUUCUCCUACAGACGUACUCUGGACAUUACGUGCAUGUAUGGCAAGCUGCCCUUCCACAGGAUGGGAUUUUCCGAGCCCUGCGACGAUUGGGGUAUUUACCGCAUGAGAAUGGCAAGAUCCUACGUCUGUUCUCCCAGCACAACGCAGAGAAUCUUUCUAUGGCUGCAUUCGGUUUUCUGGCUGGCCAGAUCGAGUGUCAAAUCUUAUCCAGCAUUCUUUCCAGCUCAGGAUCAGGAAUAUUUACUGUAGAUGACCUGCUCCGAGAGAGAAGCCGCUGCAGAGGAGAAUUGGCAUGUAUAGAGGAUCUAAGGAAGCUAAGCCUAGAUGUAUACCCAGUUCCUGAUCUUUCAGGAGAGCAAGGUUUUGAAGAAGGGGCAACUGGUGAGUUUCAUGAUUUGCAAACGGUGACCUGUUACCAUUGUCAAGAGCCCUGGGACAUGCAUGUGAUGGGCCAGUGCAGGAAAGAAGCAGCAAUUAGCACUACACCGUCGUUGCUUUACUCUCCCGAACAGACGCAGGCUAAGACACCGAACGUAGAUGUUGUUUUACAUGACUGUGUGUUUUCUGACCAGUGCCUUGAGUUCCACUGUGCCAAGUGCCAUACCCUCCAUAGCCCAUGGUGCUCUGUGCUUGGGGCAUGCAAGGAGUCUCGCCACCAUAUAAAGGCUUUGAGUGCAAAAGAGAAGCAGGAUGCUCUCCAAGAAGAGGAGAGAAACCGAUUUCAAUUGCACUCUUGUCUACAACCAAACCAUUUACCUCAUUACCGCUGCGUUUCCUGCAAGCAGCUCCACUAUAUAAACUGCAAUCUGGUAACACAGUGCCGCACGCAAGGUCACCGUGCCAUCAUGAUCAUGCUGGAGAAGGAUCAAAAACUUUGGUUAUUGAGAAGCACAACAGACCUGACUCUUCUUGCUAGGCGUAUUAAUACUCCGGCAACAGAUGGUGUGUGAAGCUGUCCUUAGAGGCGUGUGGGUGCAGGAUUAUCAAACUCUAUGAAAUGAAUAAACAUUACGACUUGAAGCAAGUAAACAUGCACUUGGUCUUUUUCAAUGUGAUUUGACCUUUUGGCCAACUAUGUUGAUUUAAAGGGAUGCUCUGAGUACCAAAAAACACACACAACUUUUAGCUUAAUUAAGCAGUUUUGGUGUAUAGAACAUGCCCCUGCAGCCUCACUGCUCAAUUCCCUGCAAUUUAGGAGUUAAAUCAGUUUUGUUUCUGUUUAUGCCGCCCUAGCCACAUCUCCUCCUCUGGCUGUGACUCACAGCCUGCAUGAAAAAAUUCACUUUUAUAUCACUGGCAGUGCAGUGUGUUUACUUUUUAGAAGUUUUUAGGUCUGCUCUGUAAACAAAACUUUAAUCACAGACAGGAUGCUCUAGCAGGCUAUUAACAGAGAAGGAGAUAAAUAAUUCUAAAUUAGACAUAAUGUGCAAUAAAAGAAGUUUAAAUAUUAGAUGCCUCUUUACAGGGAAGUGUUUAGGAAGGCUGUGUAAUGUCACAUGCAGGGAGGUGUGACUAGAGCUGGAUAAAAAAAGAUUUAACUCCUAAAUGGCAGACAAUUGAGCAGUGAGACUGCAGGGGCAUAAUCUAUACACCGAAACUGCUGCAGUAAACUAAAGUUGUUUUGGUGCUUAGUGUCUCUUUAAUGUUUAGCUGUCAUAGCCCAAACAACUUUAUCUGAAAUUAAG
Pelobates cultripes (western spadefoot toad) is the source of this 5674-nucleotide messenger RNA. The record is from the annotation of a GenBank genome assembly. NCBI's taxonomy places the organism in Eukaryota, Metazoa, Chordata, Amphibia, Anura, Pelobatidae.